Archocentrus centrarchus (flier cichlid) is the source of this 4702-nucleotide messenger RNA. RefSeq names its product beta-carotene oxygenase 2b (gene bco2b). The transcript is spliced from 14 exons. Bases 2013 to 3686 code for a protein of 557 amino acids. Gene Ontology annotation, biological process: carotene catabolic process; retinal metabolic process. Gene Ontology annotation, cellular component: mitochondrion. Lineage: Eukaryota; Metazoa; Chordata; Actinopteri; Cichliformes; Cichlidae. Gene Ontology annotation, molecular function: carotenoid dioxygenase activity; beta-carotene 15,15'-dioxygenase activity. The record is from RefSeq and is a predicted model, not a curated record.
GUCCAGGCCUACGUCCUGGGGACGAGGUCAGGAUGGCACCAUAUCCUGGUAACUAGACAUUGUCCCCUGGAGUCGUCACUCAGCAACGCAGUUCUCCACGGUCAUACAAGGGCAAGCUGUUUCGACGCAAUAUGCAACAUCUCCGCAGCACCACUCAAACUGCCUGGCACGAUCUGCCUGAUGAGCCCUCGCACGAACCAGCAGCUGAGGAGUCACGAUCAUCAGCAGGCCUACCAGCAUCUCCUCCGUCACCCACAGAGCCCAGUGACCAGAGGCCUAUGACAGUUGGGAUAGGCUCCAGUCCCCCGCAACCCAGGAAAGGCUAAGCAGAAGAGAUGGCUGGAUGGGUGGAAGCUAAGCUGUCUGAGGCUCAGGAUGUGGAGCAUGUCAUCUGCUAAUUGGAAGUACUGAUGGAUGCUUCAGUGGGGGGGGAAAGGGUUUCCUCAAGGUAAGAGUUUUUUUUUCACUGUCAAGGAGAAGAUGUGCUGCCCUGACACUAAAUUACUAGCAGUUGGUAUGUGACCAUGUUGUGUGCCAAGAGAAUUCAGUUGUGUCAUAACAAACCUUUUUUUUUAAAAAAAAUCAUAACAAUACUUGUCUACAUUCCACCCAUAGCAGCAGCCAAACAGCCACAUCAGACCAUUUCUGAUGAGGCUUCAGUGAACGGUAGUUGAAUCAACUGCAGGACCAUAUGUACCGGAUCUUUCAGGUCAUGUGUGAGGUGCUGUAUUUUUAACCAUUUCUUAAGGAUAAACUUCCAGACACUGGUCAUCUGCUGUAGAUAGGGUUUUUUUUUUAGGCCUGCCAGCUCUUCUUUUCUCCUCUACUUGCACAGGUUUCUCCAGUUUUUUACGACACACUGCACAUACUGACAUAUACCGAGUUUUUAGCUAAUAGCUCUUUGGAAAUCACCUUAUUGGUGCAAAAUCUUAAUUUUAUCCUGUCAAACUGUGUUAUCAUUGCCAUUUUUUAAAACAGAUUUAACUACAGGGAUGUAAAAUGAUGAUUUUGCAACAGGCUAGCCACUUGGUGCAAGUGCCUAAAAAUACAAAUACUAAAAAUUGGUUCUUUGCUAAGUUGUCUGUUAUGCGUAGACACAACACUGGUUCAUCCCUCGAGUUAGAUGCCUUUUUACGUGUGAAUGUGCAAGGUUUCAAUAAAAAUUAUCUUAUCGACUGUGAUUUUUCUACCAAUCUUUAAUACACCACCUUCAAGUUAAUUGUAGGAUUUUUACCUUGCAAUAUAAUACGCCUUGAGGUGACUGUUGUAAUUUGGCACUAUAUAAAUUAAGUUGAAUUGAAUUGAAUUAUACCUACAGCUAAUUUACAACAAAUCUAAGACAAGGAGGAAGAGAUUUCCCUUGCAUUUAAUUUCACAUCCACAAAGCCUGCACUACCAUCACUGUGACUCACAGUGCCCUCACUGAAACCAGAAACUGCAUAGUCAGCCUGAUCAUGGUUGAUUUUUUUUGGGUACAUUGGUGGAACACAAUGUGUGACAAGCACACAACAGGCACUCUUUUUAUUAGUGCUUCCAAUAAACUCAAAAGUAAAAGACCCCUUUUAGCAAGAAAACAUUUUUCAAAUGCUUUAAUUAUUCCAGAAAUUUAAAAAUGUAUCCAUUGAAAUUAUUCAAAAAACAGAUUGAUUGUGUACAUCUGUAAGAAAUUCAUCCCUCUGAGCGACUCAUCCAAGUUCAUCUUGUUUCACCACUCUAUAUAUAACCAUGCAUAUUAAGCUUAACUAAAACAGAAAAAGGAAUGAUCUGAAAAACUGGACAUGGUUAUUUGCUGCGAGACAAAGUGAUCAUCUGUUACAGAUUAAAUUACAUCUUCUUUUGAUUGCUGUUUGCUUCUGUUUUGCAGAGGGUUAAAAAAAGCAUGAAAUAUCUGCUUGCAUUCUUUUUAUUGAUUUUACGGUACAUGUCAGAAGGACAGUAUAAAAGCAGGAGUCAGCCUAGGAACAGCAGCAUGUAAGAAGAAACACUAAGCUGAAGAGGACUUAGCCACAGCCAUGGAUACUCUCAAACAUCAGAAGAGGAAUACCUCAGCAACCAAAAAAUCGAAGUCUAGGAGGAACAUCAAUCACUUCACAAAUGUGCGUGGUCUGCCUUCCAUUGAGAAGAUUGUGAGGUCAGUGGAGGACACCCCCAAGCCCAUCAGCACCCAGAUCACUGGCACAAUCCCAGAGUGGAUCAAUGGGAACUUCUUGAGAAAUGGGCCAGGAAAGUUUGAGAUCGGAAACCACGAGUUCAAUCACUGGUUUGAUGGCAUGGCUCUCCUGCACCAGUUCAAAAUAUCCAAUGGGCAGGUGACUUACAAAAGCCGCUUCCUUUCCAGUGACAGCUACCAGACCAACAAGGAGCACAACCGCAUUGCGGUAUCUGAGUUUGGGACUGUAACCAUGCCAGACCCCUGUAAAAACUUCUUCCAGCGCUUCCUGUCAAGAUUUGAAUCACACAAGCCCACAGACAAUGCCAAUGUGAGUUUUGUGACCUACAAAGGUGAUUAUUAUGUCAGUACAGAAACCAAUAUCAUGCACAAGGUGGACCCUGAGACACUGGAGACACUUGAAAAGGUGGACUGGAGCAAAUUCAUUGCUGUGAAUGGAGCAACAGCACACCCCCACACUGAGCCCGAUGGUACAACAUACAAUAUGGGCAAUUCCUACACCUCAAAAGGCUCAUACUACAACAUCAUCCAAGUCCCACCAAACAAGGCAACAGAAGAAGAGACCUUGGAGGGAGCCACAGUGCUGUGCUCAAUUCCUUCCAUGGACAAGACCAAACCUUCGUACUACCACAGCUUUGCGAUGUCUGAGAACUACGUGGUGUUCAUUGAACAGCCCAUCAAGUUGAACCUGUUGAAGAUUGUGACAGGCAAGCUGAUUGGAAAAAGCAUCAGUGACAGCUUAUUCUGGGACCCGAAACUCAACACCACCUUCCAUGUGAUCCACAAACACACUGGAAAGGUAAGUUCUAUCAAGUAUCUUGCCAAGCCAAUGUCAACCUUCCAUCAGAUCAAUGCAUUCGAGGAGGAUGGCUUCUUGAUCAUAGACUUGUGUGCGUCAGAUGAUGGUCAGGCAAUCACAAACUACAACAUCCAGAACAUGCGUAAGUCUGGAGAAGCUCUUGAUGAGGUAUACAACACCUUGUGCAGAGUCUUUCCUCGUCGUUUUCUGCUGCCUCUCAAGGUGGGCCGCGACACACCCUACAACCAGAACUUGAUUACCCGGCCAAACAGCACAGCCACUUGUGUAAGGAUUUCCAAGAACAAGGUGUUCUGUACCCACGAGGAUCUCCAUGGGGAGGAUCUCCAUGAAUAUGGAGGUCUGGAGUUUCCUCAGAUAAACUAUGCGAAAUUCAACACCCAUCCCUACCGCUACUUCUAUGGCUGUGGCUUCAGGCACCUUGUAGGGGACACCCUGAUUAAGAUGGAUAUCCAUGGAAAGCUCAUGAAGGUGUGGGAACAUCCUGGUCUGUAUCCAUCUGAGCCAGUCUUUGUUCCCUCCCCUAAUGCUACAGAGGAGGAUGAUGGUGUCAUCAUGUCUGUGGUCAUCACUCCAGACAAGGACAAGAGUACAUUCCUUCUGGUUUUAGAUGCCAGCACAUUCAAGGAGCUGGGCAGGGCUGUGGUACCUGUCAACAUCCCCUAUGGCUUCCAUGGGACAUUCAAUGCCAAAGCUUAGACAUGUGAUGAAUGCACAUCUUUUAGCAUAAGGCUUUUUUGUUUUCAGAGUUGAAGCUUAAGUUUCUAUGUACAGUAGAAAUCGCACAAAUCAGAUUUUCACUCCAGUUGGAUGGCUUCUGCAGGUCCCAAUUUUUCCUAACGUUAAUUCCAAUAAAUCAGAUCAUCUAAAUCGGAUCAUACAAGUUGGAUUUUCGCCUACCUUGGAUGAAGAAUCUGGUCCCAGUGCAUUGCAUUUCCAAUUAAAUAUGAUCACAUAAGUCAGAUGAGUUUAGCGUCCAUGCACUACAACACACUAACAAUGCAUGGAGUGUUUAUACAGUCACGUGAUGUCUGGAUUGGCUGCACUGCGUGAAUCAGUUCAUUUCACUGGAGACAAUCAUGGCCAGUGUAGGAGUCAAACUGAUAUUUUUUAGAAUCAGAUUUUAUCUGACUUAUAUAUAAGAUGGAUUUUUUACAAGUCACUUUUUACAAAUUCCACGGGCCAUUUGAAUCUGACUUAGGCGAUUUCUAAUGUAGUCGCUGUUGAAAUUAAUUGAACUAUUGUCUAUUGUUUUCCUUUACUGUAGCUAUCAAAAUAAAGGCAAAAUGACUGGAAAUACAUCUUAAAAAGAAAGAAUAUUUACACUUCAUUUACAUUUUCACUUCAAGGGCUGUGGAUGUUUAAAAAGGUGAGUGGGGGCAGGAUAUGUGCCAAAACAAAUGUUGGGUUUUUCAUUUCUGCCAUUCUACACAUUGUUACCGCUAUUACAGCUCAGCAAAACUGAACUUAUGACACAGAAAUAAACACUUAUAAGGAAAGGCACACUUUGGCACAGCACACACACACGCUGGAGAACACUAACUUUAAAAUGUUCAGUUUCAAAAACCUGCAUGAAUCACCGAGUCUGUCCAUGAAAGAUGCAUGUGAACAUCUGGUAGCAAUAUUUAUUCUAAUCAAUGUUUGGGGGCACCGCGAGAGUACUGAAGUGGACAAAACACUGCAGCAAAGCUUUGUAUAAACAUUUUAUUUUCUCU